AUGGGAUUUAAAGACGCACACUUCACCGUCACUCGAUAUGGUUAUCAACUCCUGGCGUUCUUGGAAGGCUAUGUAGUCGACAACAUCUCUUGCACCAGUAUAUAUAAUAUUAUACUAUGUCUAAUCUGUGUCAGUCUACGUACACCACGUACUGUGGGCGACCUCUUAGGAUACUUUAUGAAUAUAGGAGAUGAGCAGAGCUACGCCGGAGUAACGAAACCGAUCAAAGAAGAUAUAAUCAAAUAUCCCGGCGAUAGUACUGGAGACUACCUAAUUAGUAGCAUCACAGCCCUAUCUGGUAAACAUCACGACGGCGGUAAUGUCAACUACAAAGACGGUGACAAGGCCAACCUGCGGAGCCUUAUUGACAGUGAAUGCGACAUCACCAAGCACAACGAUAGAACGUGCGGCAGUUAUUUAGCCUACUUCUCGUUCGGUAUCUACUGUAGUGUUUCUACAGACUUCGUAAGUACGUAUGUAUCACGCAUGGUGUAUUUGGCUGAACAUCUACGCGAUGGGCUCCAAAUAUUACUCGAUGAAUUUAAUGUUCUGAAUUGUGAAGAUUGCAUUGACUGCAGAAAUAAGGACACCCAAACGCCCUGUCAUGCAAAGACCAAGCCGUGUCAAUGUCCCACAAUAGUUCAAUGCGCCGUAGGCCUCCCCCUUUUAUACAAAUAUGAAUUCACAUAUAAUGAUCACUCUUCCUUACGUGGAAUCUGGGAAGGAAAGGAAAUCCUCGCUACGCACGUGUUCUCAAUUUUCCACUCAACUCAACAAAGUCAUCAGUGA
Molecule: messenger RNA, 789 nt
Organism: Babesia sp. Xinjiang
Lineage: Eukaryota; Apicomplexa; Aconoidasida; Piroplasmida; Babesiidae
Exons: 1
Coding region: 1-789 (262 amino acids)
Source: RefSeq, a predicted model, not a curated record